CUCAGUGCAAGUUGUGCAGGGAGCAGGAGGCACAGCGCUGGCAGCAACCACCCCUCUGCAGCAGGGCAAGGGACGGGCUAUGGCUACGUCUAUACUUGGGGAAGAGCCGCGAUUUGGGACCACACCUCUGGCCAUGCUGGCUGCCACCUGUAACAAGAUCGGGAACACCAGCCCCCUCAGCAGCCUCCCGGAGUCCAGCGCCUUCGCCAAGGGGGGCUUCCACCCGUGGAAACGUUCCUCGUCCAGCUGCAGCCUGGGUUCCAGCCUCGGGGGGUUCACCGUGGCCACCAGCCGGGCCUCCAGCGCCCUGACCGGAGGGGGCGCCACAGCCAACAGCGCCUUCUGCCUGGCCUCCACCUCCCCGACCUCCUCGGCCUUCAGCAGUGACUACAGCGGCCUCUUCUCCAACGCCGCCGGGGUGUCCCCGCAGGAAGCCGCGGGCCAGUCCGCCUUCAUCUCCAAGGUGCACGGUGCGGCUGAGGGCCUGUACCCGCGGGUGGGCAUGGCCCAUCCCUACGAGUCCUGGUACAAGUCCGGCUUCCACUCCGAGGUGACCAACGGGGCCUCCGCCUGGUGGGACGUGCACGCUGCCAGCCCCAGCACCUGGCUGGAGGUGCAGAACCCCCCGGCCGCCGCGGCCGCUCUGCAAGGGGCGCUGCACUCUGGGGGCCCGCACGGCCAGCUCAGCGGCUACAGCCCGGACUUCAGCUCCCUCACCCACUCGGCCUUCAGCUCCACGGGCCUGGGCUCCAGCGCAGCCUCCCACCUGCUCUCCACCGGGCAGCACCUGCUCACCCAGGAGGGCUUCAAGCCCGUGCUCCCCUCCUACCCGGACUCUGGCACCUCCAUGCUCUCCGGGGCCUCCGCGGGGGGACCCGCGGGCGCCACUGGUCGCUCCGCACGCAGGUACUCGGGGAGGGCCACCUGCGACUGCCCCAACUGCCAGGAGGCGGAGCGGCUGGGUCCCGCGGGGGCCAGCCUGCGGAGGAAAGGGCUGCACAGCUGUCACAUCCCGGGCUGCGGCAAGGUGUACGGCAAGACCUCGCACCUGAAGGCGCACCUGCGCUGGCACACCGGGGAGCGGCCCUUCGUCUGCAACUGGCUCUUCUGCGGCAAGAGGUUUACGCGCUCCGACGAACUGCAGCGGCACCUGCGCACCCACACCGGGGAAAAGCGCUUCGCUUGCCCGGUGUGCAACAAGCGCUUCAUGCGGAGCGACCACCUCAGCAAGCACAUCAAGACGCACAAUGGGGGGGGAGGUGGGAAGAAAGGCAGCGACAGCGACACGGAUGCCAGCAACCUGGAGACCCCCAGGUCAGAGUCCCCCGAGCUCAUCCUGGAGGGGGUCCGACCAGGCAAAGAGUCAGGCAAUGACUCCUAGGAAGCAGCAGCCACUUCUGGGGCGCAGGGACUCCUACCAGAAAGUGCAGCCACCUCUUGGGCUCAGAAUGACUUCCCUUUAGGCUCUGAGGACGAUGAUGCCACCUCCAUAGGGGGGACAUUGACUCCUGGGGGUUGCAGCUAUCUCCCGGGAGCAGAGUGACUCUUUCUGUGCAGCAUUGUUGAAGGUGCAAGGACUACAUGCUGAAAUUGCGCUGGACUGGCUUGUGCUGGCAAAAGGCAGAUUCAGAUCCCAUGACUGCAAACUUUUUAGCAACUAGAGCAAUAGACGGUGGCAGGACAAGGACUCAGAUCAACAUUUAUUUUUUGUGUCCUGGUUUUCAUGAUUUUAUUAUAAACAAAAACAAACAUGGACCGUUCAUUCCUUUGGUGGAUUAUGACGCUCAUAUCCUUCUUUGAGAUCUAUUUCCAAAUUAACUUUUUUUUAUUUAAAAACAAACAAAAAUAUCUUUAACGAUAUAAAGGUGAGAAGUACUCAAAAUAGAGCAAAACCGAAUUAAAAAAAAGGAAAUCUUCGGACAGUUUCUCUGUAUCUGCAUUAAGCUGUAUAAAUAGGUUUCAAGAGGUUGUGUUCAUUUUCCAUUUUACUUGUAAAUGUUAUCCGGAUAGUUUCUAUUUUGUGGACUCCUGAAAUUCAGGAGUUGUUUUUUUUCCAUUGUUAUUUUUUUCCUUUAUUUCCAAUGCACUUUGUGAAAGUCAAUAUAUAUAUAUAUGUAAAAGAUAUUUAAUAUGUUGAUUUAACAUUUCAAUCAGACACGUAAAUUAAAAAUCAAUGAAAACAAAUGAAAGGCGUUUAUCUGUAUU
Pseudophryne corroboree (corroboree frog) is the source of this 2205-nucleotide messenger RNA. It is a transcript of the gene SP9, whose product is annotated as Sp9 transcription factor. NCBI's taxonomy places the organism in Eukaryota, Metazoa, Chordata, Amphibia, Anura, Myobatrachidae. Bases 80 to 1381 code for a protein of 433 amino acids. Gene Ontology annotation, biological process: regulation of transcription by RNA polymerase II. Gene Ontology annotation, molecular function: DNA-binding transcription factor activity, RNA polymerase II-specific; RNA polymerase II cis-regulatory region sequence-specific DNA binding. The transcript is spliced from 2 exons. The record is from RefSeq and is a predicted model, not a curated record.